CAUUUGACAUGACAUUUGUCAGAGAAAUUAUAUUGCGAUGUUGUAUGUUUACAGCGCAAAGGAGUAAAACAUCAGUUUCAAUGACUGAGAAAAAUCUAAAAAUAAGUAAGUCGAUACCGAGUCUGAGAAAUUACCGUAUUUAGAAACUCGCAGCGCCCGAUACCAAAAAUAUCUUUCGAGACGAAUGCACGCGGCGCGCCUCAGUCUCUCAAUGAUCAUACACGAACUCACAAGAAAAACAGAAUCAGUGGCCAGGGUCGUAUUGCCGGUUCUUUCACCAUGGGGGAAGUUUCUGACGCAGUGAAAAAGUGCUGUAACAUUUUGAAGAAUUCUUACAGCGACACGGAAAAGUUCGCUGCUUUGUUUAUGGUAACAAAAUUAGUUAAAGGAAAGCAUGCCACUCCUAAUGCGAAAAAGGCCAUAUUCGAAGCUAUCGGCUUCGAUUUUCUGCGAAGGCUUCUGCAAACCACCGACGUUCCUGUCGACUGCCCCCCUUCGAUCUAUAAAUCGGUGGCACUGUCCAUCAUCACAGUUUUCUGCAACGAGGAAGAAUUGGCCACCAAGAAAGAGAUGCUAGAGUUUGUACCUGUAUUCCUUGACAUCGUAAAGUCAGCUGAUGAUUCAGAAAACGACGACAGCCUCAUGGCAAUCGGAGAGGCCUACAACUGUCUCAGAGGCAUAGCUGCUUAUCCGCCAGGACAGCAAGCCCUAAUCAACUCCAAUGCUAUUGACAAACUAAGUGAAAUAUACUCCCAGGGAAGCUUCCAAUCGGACGAAGCGCUGAAUAUCAUGGCUGUCCUAGUGGCCAAGCAAGGCGCCUCCUGGAAGAACAAGGAUCCCAAAGCAUAUCAUGCUCUAAUGAACAAAAUAGCUGUGGACUUUGAAACUGAUCAGGACAAACGUAAGUUUGAAAUUUGCGAGGUUCUCAAUGCCCUGGUGUAUAACUGCCCAUCAAGAAAAGACUUGGCAGAAUCUGCGGCUAGUGAAACGUGGCCCCAGAGUGUGUACAAAGGCCUCUGCGAUAUAUUGCAGAGUAAAAUUGGAGCUGCUCAACGGAACCCUGCUCUCAUCCUCACGUCUAGCAUGUUGGAUCUGCUGGGCAUUGAUUGGAUAUUUUCCGAUGAAGAAAAAGGAAAGCAGAUAUUUCUGGUGCUUAUUCAACUAGCUGCUAUUGAGAUUCGCAUGCAGCUGGACGGAAAAGGCCUGAAAGCACUAGCUCCCCAACAGAGUCUAAUCAGUGCGUGCUAUUUGAUUCUGGAACUCUCUGUAGCCUUCAUUGCAACUGAUCAAAUUGACUUGGAUCAGAAAGAGAAGCAAACUCUGUACACAGGCCUCAAAGGAGCCUUUACUGCUAUUGUGAACUUGCUAUUGAAGGUUUCUAAAGAAAAGAACAAACCUUCUGGUGAGGAUAAAUUAUUUAUUUGUGCGAGUAUAAGGGUGCUGGUGGCAUGGCUUGCUCAAGAAACCACAGCCAUGCGCACACAGGUGUACCAGCUUCUGCCUUUCAUGUUGGAGCUUGCAAACGAAACAUUUUAUGCUGACCGAGCAAGGAGAAUUGCAGAAAAAGCAGGGACCCCGCAAGAAGAAGACCCACUCAGCAACAUCAACGUUCUCCGAGUAAUGUUACCAGCGAUGUGCCAUUUAGCUGUCGAGGAUGAAGCUAGGGCAAUCAUGUUGAAAAGCCAUGAAGAUAAGGUUCUGUUGGAUGUGCUCGAGUUUCACUGGACAAUAGUGCACUAUAAGAGACCUCCUGUCCCUAGGUCUGAACGUCUGAAGGUGCUCAAUCAGCCCAAGCCAGAGCUCACUCCUGAAAAACUAGAGGAGAUGAAAGACUCCAGAACAGCAAUGAUUAGUACUUGCAAUGUAUUGAUGAAUCUCACAGUGUUAGAACCCAAGUACGUCGAGGAAUCAGAGGUGUUCAACAAUCUACUCAAGUUUAUUUUCGAGAACUUACCCGAACUGAAAGACAUACCUGAAAAUCUAGUGCUACACGGAAACUUAGCCAUUCUUGGUUUACUCCUCUUAAAACAGUUGUCAAAGAAAGUGAAGAAGAAUGACUUCUCCAUUUGCCGCUACAUCCAAGCAACGAUACGUUUCUUGUGGGAUGCCUACAUCAUCGACGAGUCAAACGAUCCCACUGCUUUGGUUGUGGCGAUGUCAUACAAGGAGCACUGGAUGGAAAUCAUGGAGCUCUGGUUCCUUGGAAUGCAAACGCUGGCUUCCGUCAUCUCGCAGAUACCUUGGAUUUCUGAAUUUGCCAUUGAAAGUGGAUGGGCUGAGGGUAUUGUCCAGCUGCUGAAAAAAGUCAAGAUUGGUACUUUGCCGCCAAAUAUAAAAUCAGCUUUUGAAGAUUUCUUAUGCCACUUAGUCGACGCAAACGAGAGUGUGAUAGAUGUUUUGAAGAAGGCAGAAGCUUUGAGGGUGUGUAGAAAUCACAGACUGAUGGAAUUGGGCAAAAAAUUGUUUGGUGAUUAGGUUUUCAACAAUUAUCCAAUUCAUGCUCGACUGUAACCUUCUUUUAAGGAAAAAUGUACAGCCAUUUUUUUUUUCAUGUUUUUUCAUGCACCGAGAUUUGAAAGACUUGUAAAGGCAUUUGUUUCAAUAUGGAUUGAAGGUUUCAUACUGAUUUUUAUACAAGCUUAUAUUGGUUAGGAGAUAGUUUUAAAUAAAGGUAUUUGUUACUU
Leptinotarsa decemlineata (Colorado potato beetle) is the source of this 2684-nucleotide messenger RNA. It is a transcript of the gene Neurochondrin, whose product is annotated as neurochondrin. NCBI's taxonomy places the organism in Eukaryota, Metazoa, Arthropoda, Insecta, Coleoptera, Chrysomelidae. Gene Ontology annotation, biological process: regulation of neuronal synaptic plasticity; neuron projection development. Gene Ontology annotation, cellular component: dendrite. The record is from RefSeq and is a predicted model, not a curated record.